AUGAAUUCGUAUUGGACAUCUGCGACAAACUUUUUAUUAUCAGCUAUUGAUAAAUCUAAACAAGCAGGAAUAUUCAUAAAAGAUGUAGCAGUUACUGCUAGUGAAAAGUGGCAAAAUAGCUCGUCAACUACAAAAACAGUCGUUGUUGCCACAACGGCUGCCGUAACAGCUCCGUUGGUUGCAGUACCUGCUCUCGGUGCAGUAGGAUUUACAUCAGCAGGUGUAGCAGCAGGUAGUGUUGCAGCAGCCAUGCAAUCAGCUACAACAGUAGCAGGAAGCACAUUUGCUUUAUGCCAGUCAGCUGGAGCCGUUGGUGCAGUUGCUACAUCUACUUCUGUAGCAGUUGGACUUACAGCUGGAACGGUUGCAGGUGGUGUUACAGCUUUGGCUGCUAAAAAUGGAAAUGGAUCAAGUGAACAGAGCGUUCGAGAUAAUGGACGUCCCCCACCACAUAAACUUUGA
This is a messenger RNA of Adineta ricciae, 462 nucleotides long. NCBI's taxonomy places the organism in Eukaryota, Metazoa, Rotifera, Eurotatoria, Adinetida, Adinetidae. The record is from the annotation of a GenBank genome assembly.